This is a messenger RNA of Adineta steineri, 1328 nucleotides long. The record is from the annotation of a GenBank genome assembly. Lineage: Eukaryota; Metazoa; Rotifera; Eurotatoria; Adinetida; Adinetidae.
GUCGAAAUAGUUUUGUGCGAGGACCAUCGAAUUCUAAUGGCCUUUCGCCCAUGCAAGCAGUGGCUGGUUCAUUUAUUGGUUUUGCAUGUGAUGCAAAUAAAGCUGCGUUAGAUGAAUCAGCAACUGGUCGAAAUGGUUUAUUUACAUCUCAUCUUCUUCAACAUAUUGAUCAACCGAAUUUAACUAUUGAUGAAAUAAUGAUUGAUGUUUGUGAUGGUGUAAUGAAAGAAGCAAACAAUGAUCAAUGUCCAUUUCGAGUAUCUUCGCUUCGACGAAAAGUUUAUUUAAAUCAACAAUUUACAGCUGAUUCUUACCAACCAAAGCAUUCUACAAUCGGUACACCUACUAUAUCAACGAAUCCAAUAACAACAAAUCAAAUAUCAACUCAAUCUCAUAUAAAACUACAACAAAGUCAAACAAAAAAGAAUAAAUAUCAACAAUCUGCAAUUACUGUUGCUGGAGGAAAUGGAUAUGGACAGGAAUUAAAUCACCUCAAUCAUCCUUUUGGGAUCUUUGUUGAUAAUGAUAAAUCAGUUUAUAUUGCUGAUUUUUCGAAUCAUCGUAUUGUUAAAUGGAAACUGAAUUCAAAUACUGGUCAAAUCAUUUUAGGUGAAAAUGGAAAAGGAAAUCAAAAUAAUCAAUUGAAUGAUCCAGUAGAUAUAAUUUUUGAUAAAGAAAAUAAUUCUUUUAUUAUUUCUGAUAUGGGAAACAAACGAGUGAUUCAAUGUUUUGAUCAAAAUCAGACAAAUCAACAAAUUCUUAUUUCAAAUAUUGAUUGUUAUGGUCUGACAAUCGAUAAAAAUGGAUUUAUUUAUGUUUCCGAUUAUGUGAAUCAUGAAGUGAGACGAUGGAAACAAGGAGACAAAAAUGGUGAAUUAGUUGCAGGUGGAAAUGGUAAAGGAAAUCAUCUUAAUCAACUUAAUUAUCCUACUUUUAUGUUUAUUGAUGAAAAUUAUUCUCUUUAUAUAUCAGAUAAUAACAAUCAUCGUGUAAUGAAAUGGAAAAAAGAUGCAAAAGAAGGAACUAUUGUUGCUGGUGGAAAUGGUGAAGGAGAUAGUCUCAACCAAUUGUCUUAUCCCCUAGGAGUGAUUGUUGAUCAUUUAGGUCAAAUCUAUGUGGCAGAUGGAGAGAAUCAUCGAAUAAUGCGUUGGUGUGAAGGAGACGAAGAAGGUGAAAUUGUUGUUGGUGGAAAUGGUGAAGGAAAUCAAUCAAAUCAAUUAAAUUAUCCCAGUGGUUUAUCAUUUGAUAAUGAAGAAAAUCUUUAUGUCGCUGACCUUAACAAUCAUCGAAUCCAAAAAUAUGAAAAGGUUGAAAUUAAAAAUAUUUGA